Messenger RNA from Solea senegalensis (Senegalese sole), 4617 nucleotides. It is a transcript of the gene ppp1r11, whose product is annotated as protein phosphatase 1, regulatory (inhibitor) subunit 11. Lineage: Eukaryota; Metazoa; Chordata; Actinopteri; Pleuronectiformes; Soleidae. Gene Ontology annotation, molecular function: protein serine/threonine phosphatase inhibitor activity; protein phosphatase 1 binding. The transcript has 3 exons. Gene Ontology annotation, cellular component: nucleus. Bases 207 to 578 code for a protein of 123 amino acids. The record is from RefSeq and is a predicted model, not a curated record.
CUUCACGUUAGCCAUAUCUUGCUGAUGCGCUGAACAGACACACCGCUGGCCUCAUAUCAGCAACAACCAUUAUUUCUUUGGAACAGGUUCUAUUUUUGAAAAGAAGCGAAGUGACGACUGUGGUCACAUAACGCUGCACUCCACACACACGCCGGCUCUACAACCUAAAGCUCGCUAACGUUAGCGUUAGCAAAGCGGCUGCAGGGAUGGCGGAGGUUCCCGGGACAUCGAGUGAGACGAUAACGGAGACUGUUGAAACCAGCACACCGCCGCCGCCCCAACAGGAGGGACGAAGCCUGACCAUCAAACUGAGGAAGAGGAAGACUGAGAAGAAGGUGGAGUGGUCCAGUGACACUGUUGACAAUGAGCACCUGGGCAGAAGGUCAUCAAAGUGCUGCUGUAUUUACGAAAAACCCAGACAGUUUGGGGAGUCAUCGUCUGAAAGCGAGGGAGACGACGACGACGAAGGGUGUGGCAGCGCUCACUGCGUCCUGGGCCACGGCAGGAGAAACCACGAACAGAGAGGGUCCGAGGGAACCACAGCGCCCCCAAACUCUGGAGGCUCGCACAGCCAUUAAUUCAUAAGCUGUGGAGGCGAGAGUGUGAGUGGUUUGUCACCACAACUGUGGUGUAUUUGAAAACUGCACUUGUUUCUUUUUUCUUUUUGAAGUUGAGUUUCAUCACUAGAGGUAGAGGCAGGACUGGUGCUGCGUUCCAGUCACGAGUCAGAGAUUCCUCUGUUCCGCUGCUCUGUCGAGAUCUGGACACUUUUGUUUCCAGACGAGCCGAAAACAUAUGGGGGCGUUUAAUUGAAAAUCAUUCUCUACGUUCGUUCUAUAAAUUAAAAACAUACGCGGUAUUGUGCCAUCUCUGAACUAUAUAUAAAAACUCUAAAAAGGACUAAACUAGUGAUUAUUUUUGGCACAUUUUAAACACAUGCUAUGCAUUCAAUUACACAAGUACAGCCGAGUGUCUUCAAAAGCAUGAUUUAGAUACAAACAUUGAGGCUGGCAGUUUUUUAUCUUAAUUGGAAAUGCAGUAUAUGAUUAUUCACAUCAAUGUUUGAAGCUGCAGUAGGCAGGAUCUGGAGGAAACUUGUGUAUUAUUACAGUUGUUGGAUAAUUCUUUUAGACAUUAGUUGUUAUCAGUGCUGGAAUAGUGGCCUUUAAACUGACAGGAUGUGGAGAUGCAGUUGCUUAGUAACCACAGCCAAUAGGAACUCGCGCUUCAACUCUCUUCCUCGAAACUGCCACGUGAUUAGUUGAACCCUCCCGAGCUUAAAGGAGGAGCUGCUCUCUAGUUCUUUCUCACUCGUUAUACGUACCCCAGCUUUAAUCUGCCAAAUAUCCUCUUAAAACGGAGUAGACAUAAUUUAGAGAAGAGUCCAUCGUGCGCGAGGGGGGAUGUACGGUCACUGUUUUAAUCAACACAUGAUUACUUUUUUAAUAUGUUUAUAUUUUAGGCUGUGAUCUGAAAAAACCUUUGAUCAUUGACAUUAAAUUUGCUACAAAUCUUCUCAUGAAGCAUGUUUGUCACCAUAUAAUAUAAAUAUAGCGGUAAGAUGAACUGAAUAAAAUCUGCCGUACCACUCGUAUGUAAUGAAACGGAAGGAUGGAGAGAAGCACAGCGUGUCAUCAAUGGGCUAAAACAAACAAUACCACUCGCUCAGUACCUGUGUGGUGCCUGUGCGUGGUGUACGGUGAUGUUGCCAUGGCAACAUAACAUGGAUUAGUUGGGUAUUAAUUAUCUGAAACAGUUGACAGCUUCCCUUUCAUCAGUGGAAGCGUCAGCGUCUGACUGAUUAUCGCGAUAUGAUGGAAAACCUGGCGACUUAUUCCUAGAACAAGGAGUGUUUGACGUGAGACAUGAUUGGACUUGAAUCGGCUUUAAUACUCUGACUCGUGCGACUGGACUCUGUGACGAUGACGCGUCUGUGGAACGCAGCACGUAGUCUGCAGUGGUGGACACACACACACACACACACACACCUUUAGAUUAGACUCAGACUGCCUGUGCACAGAGGGGCACAGUUCACUGUAUAUAAAGCAGGACCUUUACAUUUUAUUUUUAUUCUUUUUCAUUUGCUGGUCUUAAUUCUACACUUGUACAUAUUUGAGUCAGUCAGGGUAACAGCAGUGACACAGCAUCAUGUGAGCGUUUGGAACAGAACAGGGACUGACUGAACACGGGUUUAAUAACAUUAUUAUUAUUAUUAUUAUUACCACCCAUACCACACAUUAUUUAAAGCCGUCGUGUGCACCUUUGCAGUAUAAACCUAUGUCAAAUGAGUUCACACAAUGUUAAUUAAGCUCCACGCGAGUGUGUGUCUUCUCAGUAUAGCAUCUGUUUUGCGUCUUUACCGAGUUUUAAGCACUAUAAAUCAGUAUUGGACGACAGAUGCUGAUCUUCAGGAAUCAGGGCAGUCGGAUUUUGUUUUCUUGGCCAGUUUCCUUCGUAUCGUAAUAACCGAUAAGAUAUAAAAUUGCUUCAUUUAAAUCAAAUGUAUUUAACGACAAUAAUCUUCAAUAGUCUCCCCAAUUUGCACUUUUCUGCGGUACUUAAAUAAAAUAUAAACUUAAUAUUAUAUAUACAUGAAACUUUGCAUGUCGCUGCAUUUGCAUUUAAACAAAAACUUUAUAAACGUACCUAAAUAAGUAAUCAUUUAGGUAAUGCCAGUUAUUUAUGAAUAUGACAAAAUUCGGCCCAAUUGGCAACAACGUAAACGACAGAAUAAACAAUAAUUCUUGUAUGGCUAAUGAACAUGACUUAAUCACCCAACAACUACAAAAAGGUGAAUUCUCUCACAUCCAGAAACUUUCAGUACAGAUGAAUAUUAAGUUUGAACAUCAAACCUGUAAUUAGCCACGUGAGGAAUGAUCAGACUCAGUUAUAGCAGGUAAACGUGAAAGUUAAAACCCGUUGGUACAGGGUGACCUUGACCUUUCACAUUUGUCAUAUGCAUUGACGAUGAUCUAAUAUUUGCAGACGUUUUCUCUGACGCUAAAUUAAACAAAACAAGUCCUCUGACAAACAGAAGCAGAGCGGUUUCCUGGAAUCAUUUCUCAACAGCCUGACAGUGAUAUUAUCAGUAAUGGCCUAAAGAGCUGACGGUGGUUAAAUUAUUCAAUUACCAUUACACCAUAACAGUGACUGUGUUCAUGCUGCUCUAACCUGGUGUUGGAACGACUGAAUCGGGCUAACAUCAUGCUGUGUGACUGCAGUGUUUUAGUGGGAAAUGUGGGCGGUGUUGAGAUCUUUGUGUGAUUUUAAAAAAGAAAACAUGCAGACAUGCUGUAGUUCUGCUCAAAUCGUCAAAAGGCCAAACGCUGCCAGUUUGAUUCCCAAAGCUUUUCAUACAGUGCAAAGACCAGAACCUGGUAUUCACAUCUGCACAUCCGUGCUAAGUUCAGGUCUGAAUGCGCUCUUAUCUGCUCUGACAAUAUUAACUCUCAGUGCGUUCACAUGCAUGUUAAAAGUCCGAUAAUUUGAUUUUCUCAAUGUCAUGUAAACACGUUAGUCUGACUAAAAUCGAGCUAGUCUUAGUCGGACUAACAUACUUGAAAAAUGUGACUCAUAGUCCGUUUAUUCCUGUGUCGUAGUCGGACUGGAAUUGGACUUCGGAAGUCAUACGGUGGCGGCGUAUUUUUCCGACAAUUACGAGAGCCGUGCUCGAUAUGAUUUGUAACACGAGGUACGGAACAAACAGAACCACAUAUGGACCCGGCAAGUUGUCACGGUUGCCUGUCUUAGUCUGACUACGUUCUUAGCUCUAUUAAACUGUGCAUGUAAACGUACUGAGUGAGUGUAUAUUUGCAUAAAGGGCGGGGGUGUCCACGUGUGUUAACACCAGGUCUGAACGCGGCCCUAAACCGUGGCUUCUUUUGUGUUCAGUUGGGACUGAUUUAACGGUCCACACCACUCUGUUCUCUCAGCCUCUGAGGGCUUAAGAAUCGGACGAGGCCUCAUUAACAGGAGUGCUGCCGGUGUUUUAACAUUUAAAUCCUCUGCUGUUUUUUCCAUCUGCUUGAUUGUUGUUGUUUUUUCUUUUUUAAGGUGAAUUUUUAGCGUUCACUGGACAAUCAGGAAAUCAGACUUCUACUUUCCUUUUUUGUUUGUUUUUUUUGGGGCAUCAGAGGAUUGUUUUGUAGAAUCGUUUCUUUGCACAUGUUGUUAAUGAGUGAAAUGAGAAGGGAGGAUGGUAUGGUGAAGUAUUAACGCACUCAUCCGCGCACUUGUCGGAUGAAACACCCAUCGCCUCCCAUUGAAUUCAGCUGCAUGACAGUAAAAGUGAAAUCUACAAACAUUAUGUCAGAGACAGGAGAGGUGACGAUGCAUGACCGCUACGAUAAGAUAAACUGCUCAACCGAGAGCCAACAGGCUCCUCCUCCACAGUCAGUGUCCGAGCAUUUUUGGUUUGUGACAGUGCGACUGUGGAUCACACACUCUUUCACUUCACUCAUGCCGCUACUCUUUUUUUUUUCUGUACCAUUUUAAAAACAUGAAAGACAUUGUUACAUAUGUACAUUGUUCUUGUACUGGUAAUUGCACCGUUCUGUAUAUACGAUGAAGCAUAAUUUGAGAGCUGAUUUAACGUGAAGUAAAGUUUUGAACUGUGAA